UUUGGGACAAAGCGGAAAGGGGCCUCAUUCUCCUCUUUUCUGAUUCCAGUCUCCACUCUCCACAGUCCACGCCAGGGAGGCAGCGACGCCGCCCACUCCCGCACUCCGCCCACGCCCACGUCCACUCCUCCUCCCGCCGACGAUCGAUCCACACGGCAGUCCACUCCUCCUCUCGCCGACGAUCGACCCACACCCACAGUGGUACCACUGGUCUUGAGCAUAGUUUCUAUGUAACCCUGGGUGAGGGAUUGAUAUGUGAGAGCUCAAGCCUCAAGCCACAGUGACGACAUCGAUCAAUUUGGGUCUCCAAAUCUUGGUACAGUUACAGAAUGGGGGAGGAGCUAGAAGCCGAGAAACAUGUUAACUACAUUUUAUCCGUAGAGAAGAAGAAGAACGAUUUUGAAUCUGUGGUGAUGGAACACAUACGGAUCAAUGGUGCAUACUGGGGGCUGACCACUCUGGAUCUUUUGGGGAAGAUUGGUGAAGUGGAUUCUAAGGAUGUUGUUUCAUGGGUCUUGGAGUGCCAACAUGAAUCGGGUGGAUUUGGUGGUAACAUUGGGCAUGACCCGCAUAUACUGUAUACCCUCAGUGCUGUACAGAUUUUAGCCCUUUUUGACAAGAUAAAUGUACUUGACAUUGAUAAGGUGUCAAACUAUAUCGUUGGGCUGCAGAAUGAAGAUGGAUCUUUUUCAGGGGACAUGUGGGGUGAAGUUGAUACACGGUUCUCUUACAUUGCUAUAUGUUCUCUUGCAUUAUUGCACCGUUUGGAUAAAAUCAAUGUGGAAAAAGCUGUAAAGUACGUUGUGAGUUGCAAGAAUCUGGAUGGUGGAUUUGGAUGCACACCAGGUGCCGAAUCUCAUGCAGGGCAAAUUUUCUGCUGUGUGGCUGCUCUUGCGAUAACUGGUUCUCUACAUCAAAUUGAUAAGGACCUCCUUGGGUGGUGGUUAUGUGAGCGACAAGAUAAAUCUGGAGGUCUAAACGGACGUCCGGAGAAGCUUCCAGAUGUCUGCUACUCUUGGUGGGUUCUUUCUAGCUUGAUCAUGAUAGACAGAGUUCAUUGGAUUGACAAGGAAAAGCUUGUUAAAUAUAUCUUGGACUGUCAGGAUAAAGAGAAGGGAGGCAUUUCUGAUCGGCCAAAUGAUGCUGUUGAUGUUUUCCAUACGUAUUUCGGAGUUGCUGGUCUCUCACUUCUUGAAUAUCCAGGAUUGAAAGCCAUAGAUCCAGCUUAUGCUUUACCUGUUGAUGUUGUAAACAGGAUUUUCUUCGGCAGAUAGGUCACCCAAUUGAUGAAAAUCUUUGUUACCACUGUCAUCAUCAAAUUUUUUUUUUUGGGUUCAGGCCAUGAUAAGUAACACAUUUUUCCUUGGAUGGGUAUCUUUAGAUCUAAAUUGUUGAACACCUAACAUCAAAGAUUAUUUUUGAAAACUUA
Rhododendron vialii is the source of this 1429-nucleotide messenger RNA. Its product is annotated as geranylgeranyl transferase type-2 subunit beta 1-like. The record is from RefSeq and is a predicted model, not a curated record. The coding region runs from base 330 to 1274 and encodes 314 amino acids. Gene Ontology annotation, cellular component: Rab-protein geranylgeranyltransferase complex. The transcript is spliced from 12 exons. Gene Ontology annotation, molecular function: Rab geranylgeranyltransferase activity. Lineage: Eukaryota; Viridiplantae; Streptophyta; Magnoliopsida; Ericales; Ericaceae. Gene Ontology annotation, biological process: protein geranylgeranylation.